UUCUUUCAGUCUCGAACGUGUGCUGUGCCCUCAUGAUGCCACGGCGCUCUCUAAUCCGCUCUCCGCGGCGCACAUGCUCAGUACCGAUCACUGUGGCAAUCUGUAAUGGCUGCGGGAUGAUGUGAUACGAGUCCCGGUGCCGCGCCGCGUCUCUUCGGUAGGAAUGCCAUUUCCCUGAGACCGCCAACCACUCCAUUCAUUCCUCCGUCAACAUGGUUGACAUCCGACAGAAGAAUAAAGGUCGGACAUCGUAGUCGCGAGCACUUGCUAGAGUCAUAAUCGUCUUUUCUUGUGCAUAUAGGGCUUGUCUCAGACAACACCUUUUUUACUGACUGACAGUCAUGAACCUCUCUCUCUAUCUCUGUGGCUCUCUAUCUCGUAUCAGUGCAGUGCUGGUGUGUGAUAGUGCCAGUGAAUUGCGUGUGGUUGGCGGUAGUCAGGAGUGAUGGCUGUGAAGGAGCGGGUGGAGGCGGUGCUGAAUGUGGGCCUGCGGGUCCCCAGUAUCAUGUUACUAGAGGUGCUGUACCGCUGGGAUGUCAGCUCCUUCUUCCAGAAGAUCCAGAGAAGCAGCCUCAACAACAACCCCCUCUUUCAGUACAAGUACCUGGCCCUCUACCUUCACUAUGUGGGCUACAUUCUGAGUCUGGUUCUGCUCACCCUGCCCCGACAGCACCUGGUGCAGCUCUACCUGUAUGUGCUCACUGCUCUGCUGCUGUUCGCUGGUCACCAGAUCUCAAGGGACUAUGUGCGCAGUGAACUGGAGUCAGGCUAUGAGGGCCCGCUGUACCUGGAGCCUCUGUCCAUCAACCGCUUCACUACUGCGCUCAUCUGCCAGCUGGUGGUGUGUACCUUGUGCUCCUGUGUGAUGCAGACCAAGCGCAUUUGGCUGUUCUCAGCGCACUUGCUCCCCCUGGUGGCCAGGCUGUGCCUAGUUCCUUUGGAGACCAUCGUUUUCGUUAAUCGCUUUGCCAUGAUUUUCACAGGCCUGGAAGUCAUCUACUUUUUGGCCUCUAACCUGCUGGUGCCAUUUAAUCUGGCCAAGACAGCGUACCGGGAGCUUGCACAGGUGGUGGAGGUUUAUGGGUUGCUGGCUCUCGGUAUGUCUCUGUGGAAUCAGUUGGUUCUGCCCGUGUUGUUCAUGUGUUUCUGGCUGGUUCUGUUUGCUCUGCAAAUCUACACAUACUUCAGCACACGGGACCAGCCCACAUCUAGAGAGAGGCUGCUUUUCCUUUUUCUCACCAGUAUUGCAGAGUGCUGUUGUACUCCGUACUCUCUGCUGGGCCUGGUCUUCACCGUUUCAUUCGUUGCUUUGGGUGUUCUCACUCUUUGCAAGUUCUACUUGCAGGGCUACAGGGCUUUCAUGAAUGACAACACCAUGCACAGGGGCAUGACGGAGGGAAUCACUCUUCUGAUCCUCGCUGUUCAGACUGGACUGAUCGAGCUACAGGUCAUCCACAGAGCCUUCCUCCUCAGCAUCAUCCUCUUCAUUGUGGUGGCCUCUAUCCUGCAGUCUAUGCUGGAGAUAGCUGAUCCCAUAGUGCUGGCGCUGGGAGCCUCCAGAGACAAGAGUUUAUGGAAACACUUUCGUGCGGUUAGCUUGUGCUUGUUCCUGCUGGUGUUCCCAGCAUACAUGUCCUACAUGAUCUGUCAGUUCUUCCACAUGGACUUCUGGCUGCUGAUCAUCAUCUCCUCCAGUAUCUUGACCUCAUUACAGGUGCUGGGCACGCUGCUGAUCUACGUGCUCUUCAUGGUGGAGGAGCUCCGCAAGGCUCCGGUGGAGAACAUGGAUGAUGUCAUCUACUGGGUGAACGGCACCUACAGGCUGCUGGAGUUCCUGGUUGCGCUGUGCGUGGUGGCGUACGGCGUGUCAGAGACAGUGUUUGGGGAGUGGACUGUGAUGGGCUCCACCAUCGUACUCAUCCAUUCUUACUAUAAUGUGUGGCUGAGGGCCCAGCUGGGCUGGCAGAGUUUCCUGCUCCGCAGAGAUGCUGUCAACAAGAUCAAGAGCCUGCCUACAGCUUCUCACCAACAACUCCAGCAGCACAAUGACAUCUGUUCCAUCUGCUACCAGGACAUGACGUCAGCUGUUAUCACCCCCUGCAGUCACCUCUUCCAUGCUGGCUGCUUGAAGAAGUGGUUGUAUGUACAGGAGACCUGCCCUCUUUGCCACAACCAGCUGAAAGGCUCAUUACAACCCGGCUCUUCAACACAGGACGCCCCGCCACAAGAGCACCCAAUACAGCCAGCAGGUGAUCUGGACCCUUCACAGCAUCCAGAGUCAGAUUCAACCCUCCAGGUUCCCCAGCAAGACGACACCACUCUCGCUUCAGCGUCAGACCUCACGGCUGGGCUAAAAGACGACGGUGACACUCCUGCCUGCUCCUCCCAAUCCUAAAACCUGCCUUGAGCCAAACCCAACUCCACACACUGCUGGCCAAAAGACAGUGUUACAGCAGAGGGUCUGAUGGGAAACCGUCAGCCCUCUCUGUACACUUGGAAUGCUCCUAAGACAUCUAUACAAUCUAAAUCCUUCUACCGUCCCCCUCUCAUCCAGAAAAUCACAGAAUCCAGAGCUCAGAAAGCUUAUCUGAGGUGAAAAGAAUCAUUUCACCCCUUCCACAUCUGGAUCUACUAAAACACCAGCUCUUCCCCACCCUUUAUUACGAAACUACAAUCUCCAGCGAACACCAACCUGAAUGUGAUCAUGUGACCCUUCAAUAUAGUGCUGUGAUGCUCUGUAGGCACUUAGCACAUAUCCACUAGCACGCUCUCAGUAUCCAAUAGCAGUAGCCCAUCUUUUUUCUGUUCUCUAUUUGUUUUAUUGAGAGAAAAUAUAUAUACAUAUAUGCCACUGCAUUUGCACUAAUGUAACAUAAAGCAAUGCUCCAAAGUUCGUCUUGUCUGAUACCAAAUAUUUUGGUGUGUAUGCAUUGAAUCAAGUUAUAUAUGAAAUAUAUACCCAUGUACAAAUAUAUCUGUAAAGGAGUUUUGAUAUGCAAAAGUACAGUGUUAAGCAGCAUCGAGUGUCAUGAAGCGGCCUCAGGCUUAUAUGAACGCUGCGCCUCUAGCGACCUCUAGUGGCUGUAGUGGGAAGUGCCUUUGGCUGUGGAUAAACACUAUGACCGUUUAGAAGAGUCAAUUUCAUACUCAUCAGUAUUUGGCAUUUAGCGCAUUUGUGAAUAUGAAUACAUUCGAGAAUGUAUGAGCACACUUUGCCAAUGCCGUUUUUUUUUUACUAAGUGUUUAAGUUAAUAUAGUUAAUAUUGUUUGUUAAACGAAUGGCGUUUGGCUUGUGGGAUUUUAAAUCUCCAAAAAAGGUUACUUUUAUCUAAACCACCAGAUUUUCUUUUUUUAUUAUUAAAAAAAGCUGUUACAGCUAUUUUCCAUUUAAAAGCAAAUCUGAAUGAGAAUGGAGAGUAUAAUUCUAAUAGCAUUCUGAAUUUAUCUACUUUUUUUUUUACAAAGCAUAAAUGUGGAAUGAUGUUCUGUGAAGGCUAACUUUGUUUGAAUUGCAGCUGAAUUCAGUAAAAUAUGCCUGAAGUCUGAACGUGAACCUGAAUGUCAGAAUAAAUCCAAACCUAAAGUAUGAAAUAUUUGUCU
Messenger RNA from Onychostoma macrolepis, 3600 nucleotides. It is a transcript of the gene rnf145a, whose product is annotated as ring finger protein 145a. The record is from RefSeq and is a predicted model, not a curated record. Gene Ontology annotation, cellular component: endoplasmic reticulum; endomembrane system. Bases 446 to 2395 code for a protein of 649 amino acids. NCBI's taxonomy places the organism in Eukaryota, Metazoa, Chordata, Actinopteri, Cypriniformes, Cyprinidae. The transcript is spliced from 11 exons. Gene Ontology annotation, molecular function: ubiquitin protein ligase activity; zinc ion binding.